AUGGAGGUUCGGCAGAUGGUGAAAGAGAGUAAUCUGAGCUUCUGUGCUAUUUUAGAGUCUCAUGUUGAUGUGGGUAACCUUAGUAAAGUUUGUAAGUCUGUUUUUCGUAAUUGGGAUUGGACAUCUAAUGGUGGCCUUUGUGACAAGGGUACUAGGAUUAUUAUUGGUUGGAACCCGGAUGUGUUUGAUGUUAUGGUGCUGAAUCAAUCUCCUCAGGUAAUGCAUGUUCAGAUCAGAUUUAAGAUUGACAAAAAGAUAAUAAGAGAAUUAUGGCAAGAACUUUCUAUGCAUAAGGUGUUGGUUGGCAAUCAACCGUGGAUAAUCAUGGGUGACUUUAAUUCAGCUCUUAAUAUUGAAGAUAAAUCCUUGGGAGCUUCUUCAAUCUCGGCUGGUAUGAGGGAGUUCCAGAACUGUGUGGAUGAUAUUGAGGUUUUUGACAUCAAUCGGUCGGGUCUUCACUUCACAUGGAAUCAAAAACCAAAGGAGGGUGUAGGGUUGCUUAAGAAAAUUGAUAGAGUGUUGUGGAAUACACACUUUGUGGUUGAGUAUCCUAGCUCGGUUGCUUAUUUUCACCCGUACAGGUUGUCGGAUCACUGCCCUUGCAUUCUUAAAAUCCCUAAAGCGGAGGUCUGUAAACGCAAAUCCUUUAAGUUCGCUAAUUUUCUGAUUCACAAGCCUGACUUUUUGGAUAUUGUGAAACGGUCUUGGGAGUUGAAUGUCGAUGGUGUGCACCAGUUUCGGGUUGUAAAGAAACUCCGGUUGCUUAAGGGUCCUCUUAAAGCUCUUCUUUUUAAACAGGGUAACUUGCAUCGGAAGGUUAAGGACCUUCGAUCUAAAUUGGAUGGUAUUCAAAGUCUUAUCGAUGCUGACCCAUCCAAUGUAGACUUACGGGCUAAAGAGUCCUCUCUAACGCGUGACUACCAGGAAGCUUCAUUGGAUGAGGAACGGUUCAUCAAGCAAAAGUCAAAGGUGGAUUGGUUAUAA
Molecule: messenger RNA, 984 nt
Organism: Helianthus annuus (common sunflower)
Lineage: Eukaryota; Viridiplantae; Streptophyta; Magnoliopsida; Asterales; Asteraceae
Exons: 2
Coding region: 1-984 (327 amino acids)
Molecular function (GO): catalytic activity
Source: RefSeq, a predicted model, not a curated record